Molecule: messenger RNA, 542 nt
Organism: Vitrella brassicaformis
Lineage: Eukaryota; Vitrellaceae
Source: the annotation of a GenBank genome assembly
GCCCUCGCCACUCGGCCAUUCAGUAGUCGGUCCUCUUCUCGUACACUGAGAGGGAGGGAGGACACACAGCAGAGCAGAGGGAGAGCGAAUAGACAGACAGACAGAAACAAACGGCCGUGUCGUCUUAUGUGUGUGUCGGCUGUCGUGUGGGUGCCGGUGCAUGUGGGUGUGGCUGGCUCACUGUUGUAGUUGAGCAGCUUGGAGAUGAGGUCUGCGUGCGUCAGGAGCAUCCGCCGGCAGCAGUACCGAUUCAGAUUCAGCUCAUUCAGCGCCUCCCUGCAUCAGCCAGACAGACAGACAGGCAGGCAGGCAGACACAAACAGGCGAUGAAUGACACUCUAUGUAUGUGGUGCGUGUCCCAAGUACCUACCCUUCUGUCUUGUCAGCAGCGAUGAGGUGGACGUAUUUCUCCCACAGAUGGCCGAUGACCUUCCCACACGUGAAGCACCGCACGGGAAUUAUCAUGGCUCUUUGCCAACAGAUCUGGCGCGAGUAGAGACGACCUAUGCCAUGCGCACAGAGAUCCCCCUUCUCCCUUUGAC